Molecule: messenger RNA, 5232 nt
Organism: Drosophila grimshawi
Lineage: Eukaryota; Metazoa; Arthropoda; Insecta; Diptera; Drosophilidae
Gene: RhoGAPp190
Product: rho GTPase-activating protein 190
Exons: 16
Coding region: 151-4986 (1611 amino acids)
Biological process (GO): signal transduction
Source: RefSeq, a predicted model, not a curated record
AGUUGCCAUCGAUUGUAUUUGUAGCUCAGAUUGUUUUGCAGAUUGAAGCUCGGAUGAGGAAAAUAUAAAAGAAAUAGUUUUUAAUAAUUUUUAUAACGUUUCAUAAAACGCAUUGGAGCUGUGCAAGUGCAAUAAUUGUACAACAACAAGAUGCGUCAAUUUAAUAUAUCGGUCAUUGGACUAUCCGGGACCGAAAAGGAUCGGGGCCAGGUUGGCGUUGGCAAAUCAUGCCUGUGCAACAGAUUUAUGCGGCCAAUGGCCGAUGAUUAUUUUAUAGAUCACAUAUCAGUGCUCAGUCAGAGCGAUUUUAGCGGACGCAUUGUUAACAAUGAUCAUUUUCUGUAUUGGGGCGAGGUGCGAAAAACAACCGACGAGGGUGUCGAAUACAAUUUCAACAUCAUCGAACAGACCGAGUUCAUGGACGACUCCACAUUCCAGGCCUUUAAGGUUGGCAAAAUGGAUCCGUAUCUGAAACGGUGCACCGCCACAAAAGUCUUCUCCGCCGAGAAGCUAAUGUAUAUAUGCAAAAAUCAGCUUGGCAUCGAGAAGGAGUACGAGCAAAAGGUGAUGCCCGAUGGCCGUUUAAGCAUCGAUGGUUUUGUCGUUGUCUUUGAUGUGAGUCCCGUGCCAAAUCGUAGCGUUGAAAAACAGGUGGAAUUUGUCCAGAAUGCCAUUGCCAAUAUAAUGAAAAACAAGAAGCCAUUGAUACUGGUGACCACCAAAAAUGAUGACGCAUAUGAGCUGUAUGUGCGUGAAGCGGAGAAAAUUAGUCAGCGCAAGGAUUACAAGAGUACCGUGCAACUAAUCGAGACAUCGUCACAUGAGAGCAUCAACAUUGAUUUGGCAUUCCUGAUGCUGGCCCAAAUGAUUGACAAAGUGAAGAAUCGCGUGAAAAUUAUUUCAUAUCAGGAGUCGGCCAAAUCGCGCAAGGAGCUCCUCGAUACACGAUCCGAGGCGGUCACCCGGCUAAUACGCAAUCAAAUCACCGACUAUCACAUAUUGUGGUCACAGGGCUCCAAGAUGCUGUCGCAGUAUCGCGAAUGGAACGAGUUCCUCAACAUAUUUGGACACGAGGCCGGCCAGAAGCUAUUCCGUCGUCACAUGAAGAAGCUGCGCGACGAUCAUCUCAACAAGAAGCUCCAUCAGUAUUUGGACAAGUUUGCACUCGCCUUGGAGUAUCUGCUGCCCGAUAUAAGUGUGCUCAACAUUAUCGAUGACGAUCCGUGGGAAUGUGCCCGCAAUUUUCUCCAAAAUCACAUGGAGUUCGAACAGUAUUUUUUCGAGUGCCCGCAGGCCACCUGGACGGAGCUGCUCGAUAUGGAUGAGGCCGAUGACGAGGCGCGUAUCCCUUUCGACGUACUCGAGACCAACGAGGCGGAGACUGUGUUCCGUAACUAUUUGAAUUCCGUGCAGCAGGAUAAAAAGAAAAUUGGCUGGAAGCAGCAGUUCAAGAUGCUGCUGGAGGAAUCUGGUUUUGUGACGCCCGGCAAACAGCUGUCGGAGGUGCGUGUCCUAUUUAUGGGUAGGGAAUGCUUUGAGGCGCUAUCCGAACACGAUUGCCAGCAGAUCUAUGAUAUACACCAGGACGAGAUCAUCGAGAAGAGCAAACAGAAUUUUGUUGAGCUGCUGCUGGAGCAUGCGCAAUAUUUUCUACAAUUCAAGAAUGUGGACAUUAUCACACAGGAGGAUGUUAGACAGAUAACGGAUGUCAUUCAGGAGGAUUCGCGCUACAAGAUGCUCGAUCGUCUCGAUCAGGAGCGACGGGUGAUGCUCGUCCAGCAUUUACGCUUCAUUCACUGUCCCAUCCGUGAUCAUUGCCCGUUCUUCAACAAUUGUGUGGAUAAUCUGAUCGAGGAGGUGCUCUCCGACAAAUCGGUGGCCAAUCACAAGCCACUGGGCGGUGUUGGAGGCGGCGGCGUCAGCGGCGGUUGGAAGACCACUGGCAAUGGCAGCGAUCGCACAUUGAAUCUGCUCAUUGUCGGCUCCGAGCAUUUGGCCAGCGAUCUGCUCAACGAUAUACGCAUAUGCACGGGCAGCAAGGGCGAGUAUAUAUACGAGAAUCAAACAUAUUAUCUCAAUUAUCGCAUUGCCAAUGGCGACAUGGAGGCCUUCAAGGCCAUCGAUGUUUAUUCGAGCGGUCUCAUUUGUGUCUACUCCAAUCAGCAGUCGUUUGAGACGCUCAAGGAUAAUUUGGAACGGACGCUCCUUUGCAAUCUGGAGCUGGAGGAUAAAUUUGAGAAUCUACCCAUUGUGCUUGUCUAUCAGCCGCAGGAUCUCAAAGAGAACGAGAUCGAAUAUCUGCGCAGCGAGGGCAUGCGACUAUCCGAAAUGUUGCACUGCGAUUUCAUUGAUCAUACGCAAAAUCAUCAGAAAUAUGUUUACGAUAUACUCAAUAUUGUUAUACUAUCGCUCAAGCUAAGCGAAAUGAAAAGCUACGAGCCAUAUCCAUCGUCCAAUCACACAGAUCUCCGCAUCCUUGUCUGCAUCUACUGUGGCGAUCAAUACGACAUUGAGAACAUUGUUCAGCCCCUAAUUGCCGAAUCAACGGCUGUCAAGGCCAAUGAGCAUAGCAUCAUUGUCGAUGUCUUCAUUGGUGAUGCGAAGCGGCGCGUUGAAUUCAUAUUGUCAUCGUAUCAUGGCACCAAUCAGUAUCGAGAUGAGCUCAUCCACGGCUACAUCUAUAUCUACUCAGCCAAACGACGCUCCUCGCUGGCCAAUCUCAACAUUUUGGCCGCCCAGAAUGCCAACAUUCCAUUGCAGUUGGUCGCUGUCACGGAAAGCGGUGGCGUCAAUGCGUUCUUUAAUAAUGAAAUUUGCCAGUUUCUCAUUACCGAGGGUAAUGCAUUGGCCGAUCGCUACAAGGGCAGCUUUAUGACAUUCUCGUCCGAUCAAUAUGUCAAGUUUGCCUUUUAUAAUCCAUUCCUGAAGACCGCCUGGGACAACAAAUAUGAGGUGGAGAAUCUGCAUGUGGAGGAGUCAAUUACUUUAGAUUCGGGCGAGGGAACGCUCGAGAAUUCGGUUAAUCAAAUGCCGCGUCCGCCGCCACGACACGAGAGCUAUAUGCUAUCGAAUACACUCGGCACCGAUGGUUCUGGCAGUGAGAAUUACGAAAUGCUUCCUACACGAUCUCUCAACUCAUUAAAUGAAGAAAGAGAUAUAUCACUAGAUGAAAUCUAUGAUGACAACAACGAAAAACCCAAGCAUCUGCAUCAAAGAUUCCAGAUAUUCCCUCCUCCAACAACUCCUCCAGAGCCAGCCCCUCCAGAUCAUCAGCUCAUUACAUGCACAUAUAAGAGUCAAUUCGUUUCGGCUUCAGAAUCAAGUUUGGAAGAAAUAACAUCGGAUGUCAGCGGGUCGAAGGAUUCAUUGGCCACCCAUGAUGCAGAAUGGCUGGAGGAUAAGAACGAUGCAGCGCGUCGCAAUAUGAACAAGAACUCAAUCUGGAACAAUUUUAGCGGCUCAACGCAUGCGUAUACAACUGGACGGCGGCAUAUUGAUUCAAAUUUGAAUAAGAUACGUCCGAAGGGACCCAGCCAAACGUUGAAGGUGGGUGAAGCGCCCAGUCGAAACUGUGCCAUGAGCUCCUCAACAUUCACGCUACCCACACAGCAACCGGGCAAGCUGAACAUGAAGAACUUUCAGCUGGUCAGCGAUGCGGUUGCCAAGAUGAACUUCAGCAGCAGCGGCAGCAUGGGUGACUCCUAUUUGGCGGGCUGUGAGUCCGGCGAGAAGGAUGCCGCCAAGCGCUAUGAUCAUGCCCAGCUCGAUGGCGAGGACGAGGACUCCGAAGAGCUUGCCGAAUACGAGCAAAUCUAUGAAAACGAAGACUGCACCGAGUCGGACAGCUGUGCCAGUUCGACGGAGAGACGUGUGCGUCAGCAGAACACCUACUACAAUGCCAACAAGAAGGCGGCCACCUCGAAAAAGAACAAGAAGAAGAAGGUCGCAAUACCGGUGCAGACACCAAGAGUGCCUCCAUUUGGGGCAUACGUUAGCCCGCCAGAAAUACCAUUGCACUACCAGCGCAUGGCAGCCGUUGCAGCGGCGGCAGGUGAGAAAAAAAAAACGGAUUCGGGUGUUGUGGCCGAGUUUAUGAAGAGCGACAAGUCACCAGAGUACUCAAUGGUGCCAGAGCUAACAGCAGCAGGAAUAUUUGGUGCAGAGAAUUUACCCGAAUAUAAUAUGAAUGCCAAAUGCUUGAAGGACUUUGAGAAACUGGAGAAGCGUCGUAUCAAGGAGGAGGCGGCACGCCAGCGCAAGCUGCAGGAGAAGGAAAAGGAGCAGGAGAAGAAGCUCAAGCGCAAGCUCAAACAGAAUGCCAAGGGCCUAACCGAGACAACUGAGGCACAAUUUGGCAAGCUAAUGAUCACCUCCGACAAGGACGAGAUACCCAUAUUCUUGAUCAAGUGCGUGGAGUUUAUCGAAAAAGAGGGUCUCGAUUCGGAGGGCAUCUAUCGUGUGCCCGGCAGCAGAGCGCAUGUCGACAUGCUCUUUCAACGUUUCGAGGAGGAUACCAAUACAAUUAUUGACGUGCUGGAUAUUCCAGUGAAUGCGGUUGCUACCGCAUUGAAGGAUUUCUUCUCGAAACGCUUGCCGCCACUUUUCAGCAAGGAUAUUAUCAAAGAGCUGGAGGAGAUUGCCGGCUCUCGGGGCGUCGGCUCGUCCAAACUGAAUGUGGAGGUGAAAACCGAUCGCAGCUGCCGUUUGAUAGCUUUAAAAUCAUUGCUACAGAAACUACCACCCAUCAAUUUUGCCAUACUCAAAUACAUAUUCCAACACUUUGUGCACGUCUCGGACAAUUCGAAGCUAAACAGCAUGGAUAGCAAGAAUUUGGCAAUUUGCUGGUGGCCCACAUUGAUACCGAUCGAUUUCACGGAUAUGGGACACUUUGAGCAGCUGCGGCCAUAUCUGGAGGACAUUGUCCAAACGAUGAUCGAUCAAUUUCCGUAUCUAUUCUGCGGCAAAGAUGCUUUUGUUAUGGUUUAGGCUAGUUAGAUAGAUAUGGCAAACGAGGCGAACUCCAAACGACACAGAUAAACAGAGAAGGGAAAAGGCAUUGUAAAAGAACCCAUCGAUCUGAAGAUUUGAAGGUCAUUCAAAAAAAAGAAAAAAAAAGAAAAACAGCAACAAAAAAAACAAGCAUGUAAUUCAAACCGGGCAGCAAGUCUCGUUAUUUGUCGUAAGUUUUUGUAAACGCAACAGUAUGAGAAUGCAUAAUAUAUAUACUUUGUA